Messenger RNA from Ictidomys tridecemlineatus (thirteen-lined ground squirrel), 1903 nucleotides. RefSeq names its product chromosome 12 C2orf15 homolog (gene C12H2orf15). Lineage: Eukaryota; Metazoa; Chordata; Mammalia; Rodentia; Sciuridae. The record is from RefSeq and is a predicted model, not a curated record.
CACCUGCUCGCGGUAUAGGGAGCCCAGGAGAGGCUCUUCCCGGCCCAUUCGCGCCGCGCAGGCGCAAGCCCACGCUGCGUCUAGACGCCGGACCCUGAGCGUCCCGUCUCCUAGUAACCAUCAGCGAGACCCCUACCCCACCACUUUCUGGCUCCAGCCGCGGCUGCCGCACCUGGAUGGAACGCGCAUGCGCGGUGCAGUCUCUCGCUGGCGGUCCCUCAGCUCUGGGACACCUGCAGCUUGAGGCAGUGGCUCUGUGUCACUUUUCCUAGGGAUCGGGCAUCGUUCUGGACUCACGUUCAGUGAAACGGUUACUCCCCAGAGUUGCUCUUCGGCGCGGCUCCUGCCACAGCCAGGAGGCUGUUCCUGAGGGAGCCUCCAGGUUGGGUCCUCCCACUGCAGCCUCCAGGGAACGAGCCCGCCGGUCCCGAUAACAUAGACAUUUGUUUUUGUUUUUGUUUUUCCACGGUCUCCAGUUUUUUUGAUGCGAUAUAAGUCUGUGCCUGUCAAAAAUAAGUUCAUGUUUGAGAAAACUAACAAUUCCUGUUUCUUGUAAUCAGAUUGAAGAAACUACUUAAAAAGGUGUCUUCAAACAACCUUGAUAUUUGUUCAACUGUCCCAAUGGGAUUUUCAUUUAGUAAAUCUGCUACGCAGGUAUCUGCCAUGGGAAUGGAUUCAAAAGUGGACAGUUACUUAAUGCAAGGGACUGAGAAAAGCAGGUUGAAACCAAUGACUCGGUUAUUUCAAAACACCAAGAAAAUAAGGUUAGAAGACACAAACCAAGAAAACUUUUCAAGAAUUGAAGGAAUUGGCCCAGGAUCUCUUUCAAAGAAAGCCUUGGGUUCAGUGGUAUAUGUUAAAGAAAGUGAUGGACUAGAAAUGACAGAUGUGGAAUGAAGUAUCAUACACAUAUUACCAAAACAAUCCAAAAACUGCCUUUGAUAAGUGGAGGUGUUGAAUGAGAAGUGAACCUUAUUGGGAAAAUCUAACAAAAUGAAGGAAGGUUGGUAUCUUAUAUUUUAUUAUUUAUGAGUCAUCUUAAACUAUAUUUUUUGAUGGUGCAAAAACUGUGCAAGGUCCUGGGUUCCACCCUCAGUAACUAAUAUACACACAUACACACACAUUUGAACUUGUUCCUGUACUGUAAUAUUUAAUAACUCUGUAAUACCCAACUGCAUAAUCUUCUCAAUAUUCAUAUUUUAAAAAGAGGAAAAGGCAUGAUUUCAGGGAAUAAAAAUAUUUUGUAACAGAAAAUGCUAAAUGUAUUUGUAGAUAUUAUAUAAAGCAAUUUGCAGUUGCUUUAAGGGAAAAAAAAUAGCCUUCCAAAAUUCAAGGCAGAUUUCUCUGGGAUUAUAUUCUAUCUUUGUUAAAAAAUAGAAUAUUUUAGUAACAGUAUUUGAAAUGCAAAACUUUUUGCUAUACUUUUUAUGAAUUUCUUUAACAAGUGGUGGUGGGAGGGGCAGAGUGUUCAAGCAAUUCCACACCAGUAUUUUAUGCUAUUUAUGCUGUACUAUUUUUGUAUGUUGCAUCUUCAAUUUGGGAUUUUUCCUUAGGAAACUUUGCCUUCCUAUAAUUUUGCAUUUCUGUUCUGUAAAAGAUUCCUGCAGAUAAACUCUACAAUCAACCAAUAAAUUACAUAGCUUCAGAAGCAUUUCACAUUUAAAAUUUUUCUUUUAAAACUUUCCCUCAUGUGGAAUUCAUUUCAAAGUUAGAAAAUAGUUCUUUCCAAAUAUCACAGCAUAUCUUGCAGAUGCUAACAAGUUAUAUUCCAAUAUUUUGUAUAAGAAAAACAACCUAGUGUUCAAAAUUUGUUUUACAUAUCAGUUAUUGAAAUACAUGGCAGUUUGAAACAGCAGUGUUGUUCCAAGUAAUGUUAGAUGAAAUUAAAACCAUUUUAUAUCCA